This is a messenger RNA of Aspergillus luchuensis, 2727 nucleotides long. RefSeq lists its product as uncharacterized. The transcript has 11 exons. Lineage: Eukaryota; Fungi; Ascomycota; Eurotiomycetes; Eurotiales; Aspergillaceae. Bases 1 to 2727 code for a protein of 908 amino acids. The record is from RefSeq and is a predicted model, not a curated record.
AUGGCUGACACCGCAGAUCAACACAGUACUACUCCCACCAGGGGCGUGGAAGCGAUCCCAUCUUCUAUAAACAGAGAUCAACCUCUUCCUUCGGUCGAGUUUACGUUCUCCUGCAGCCCAUCGUCUCCCGAAUGCCUGACCCCGAAUUCGUCCGUCGACGGCUUCAACGCAGCUACCCCAGAAGGUCGCCGAUCCUCUACGACGCCAACCACGCGGUUGCUCUUUGAAGAUCUCCAUUUGAGCGAUAGCAUUUCUCCUGCAGCCCGACAGCCACCAAUCAAUCAGUCAAGCAUAGCUCACAACGAUUCUGGCCUAACACCUGCUCGCAGCGCUCAUCGUACAACCUACCGGGAUCUGCACAAUUCUACACCUAGCCCUAUAGGUCCCUCUCAUGUUCGACCGAGCCAACAACGGUCACCUACACCAACCUCACCCUCGGGAGAUGUCAGCUCUCAUUUCCGGAAUCUUAAUCUGGGAGACGCAGAUAGUUAUGUUUCUGAUUCUGACAGGAGCUCUACACUCGACAGUGAGGGAGAUGCAGCGGAAGAAGAAGAUGAGGAUGUCUACAACAUUCGUCAUGAGUCUCUUCCCCAGGAGCCCAUCUAUGAUAUUCGACUUCAGAAUGCGCUGCGAGAUGUCAGGAGUGAACUAACGAGUCUUACACAAAUAAUGAGCGGUAACGCCCUUGCCCACGACAAUACUAGUGACUUGUCCAAGCUUUAUGAGAAGACACGUGAAGCAAGUCGAUUCGCUUAUCCAGCGACACGCACGGUAGGCUUCAUCGGCGACUCGGGUGUUGGGAAGAGCAGUUUGAUAAAUUCACUUCUAGAUCAAGAGGGCUUGGCUCGGUCGAGCGGAGACGGUGCUGCCUGCACCACUGUCGUUACCGAAUUCCGGAGUGUAAAUGAUACCUAUCCAGAAAACUAUACUGUUGUUGCAGAUUUCAUGGACAAUGACGAGAUCCGUGAGCUCCUCGAGGAGCUUUUAUCUAGUGUUCGGAAAUACUACACGGAAGCCUUCCGUGAAGUGAGAACGUCGGAAGAGCAGGAGAAUAUCAAAGUUGCGGCCAAAAGAGCCUGGGACACUUUGAAAUCCCUCUUUCCUCAUGAGCGGGACCUGGACAUUGACUUCCUUGCCCAGGAAGGAGACGAGGCCGUCGCUACAAUUAUGAGCACCUUGCUGGAGUGGGCCAUGGCGGGCUUAGAUACCCGACCAGGAGGGCGUGAUAACCUACAGUAUACGGUUGUGUCUCACCAUGCGGAUCAAUGCAUGAAGCACCUUGAUAGACUGAUGGCCAACGAUGAUGAAAGCGAUAACCCUGCUUUGUGGCCGUUCGUGAAGUUGGUCAGGGUCUAUUUGCGCUCGCCCGUUCUACGCACGGGUUUAGUCUUGGCCGACCUCCCAGGAUUUCGCGACUUAAACUACGCUCGGGUACGAGCGACGGAAAGGUACCUACGGCACAGCUGCGACGAGGUGUUUAUUGUGAGUAAUAUUAUGCGAUGUACAACCGAUCAGUCCAUAAGGGAUAUCAUCCGUCGAUGUGCGCGAGAUCAACCUAUUCGCAUUGUGUGUACUCGCUGCGAGGACGUCAAUUCAGAAGAGACGGCACGUACCGCUCCUGCAGCAGAUGCUGCACGUAUCCGGAACAUGAACAACCAAAUCCGGCAGCUCGAUCGCAGAAUCGUGCAGACAGGUACUCGCAGACGAAAAGCGCACGGAAGUAAGAUGCAGAGUCUCGCUGCAGAGGAAAGUAACCUCAGGGAUCAGAAAGAAACGCUUGAGCUUCAGUUGAUGAACUUCCUCGUUAUUCGAAGAAAUACAUCUGUGACCAACUCUUUGUUGCAUGCCUGGGGCGAGAUGGCUCGCAUAUUCUGCGUGAGCAAUAAGCUCUACUCUGACCAUCGAGAGGACGAUCCACGACAGGCCAAUGGGUAUUUGGCACUCAGUGGUAUCCAAGAACUUCGACGGUACUGCCAAUCAGUACCGGCAGAUGCGCAGUUCCGAGCCACGGUAUCUUAUCUUCAACAUGAAGUACCAGCGCUGCUGGGUUCUAUCACACAAUGGGCCUUAGCAGGGACUAGCACCAUGACUAUGGCCCGGGCAGAAGUCUUGCGACGGGUCUUGACUGAAGCCGAAAGCAGUCUGAAAGGGAGCAUAACUCGUGAUGGCUCGCAGGUACACUCAUUACAGAGUAGCCUCAGGAGGCAAUUCUCCGAAGCCAUUACACAACAAAUUCGCCGAAGUCGACGUGAUUGGAGGGACGAUGCAGUCGAGGCGAGCUUAGAAUGGGCAACUUGGCACCACAUGACAUAUGCAGCGUUCUGUCGCAACUACGGAACGCAUGAAACAGCGAAACAACCGUAUCGUUGCUGGAACGAAGAGAUUCUCGGCUCGGGAAUUGACCAGCUAUCUCUGGCGUGGGAUUCCGUGCUCAACUGGCUUGAAGAAGAGGGUAGAGAGCUCGAAGACGAAAUCUCCAGGAUUUUUCAAGGGGUGCAUGAUUCUAUACACGGUAUGCCAAUUCACAAGCGUCCUUCAGGGUCAAAAGGGCUGGUGUUAUUGACUAUUGACUUGUCAGAGCAACGGGAUCUGGCCCCAGAAACCCUAGGGAACUUGCUUCUGAACCUCCGAAUGCGACGGACGUGUAUACUGGACGCUCUUCAAUGCUCCAUAGAACGCCUCAUUGAUGACACUGAGUAUUGUGCACAAAUUUGUAUGCUACUAUGA